Perognathus longimembris pacificus (Pacific pocket mouse) is the source of this 1251-nucleotide messenger RNA. RefSeq names its product transmembrane protease serine 11E-like. The transcript has 9 exons. Gene Ontology annotation, molecular function: serine-type endopeptidase activity. The coding region runs from base 1 to 1251 and encodes 416 amino acids. Gene Ontology annotation, cellular component: extracellular region; plasma membrane. The record is from RefSeq and is a predicted model, not a curated record. Gene Ontology annotation, biological process: proteolysis. NCBI's taxonomy places the organism in Eukaryota, Metazoa, Chordata, Mammalia, Rodentia, Heteromyidae.
AUGAGGAUCAGUAAGGGAAGAUGUUUGGAGCCCUGGGUUAUUGGCCUUAUCACCUGUGUCUCCUUGAUUGCGAUGUCUGUAUGCAUUGGACUCACCGUUCACUAUGUGAGAUACAAUCAAAGGAAUACCUAUAAUUACUACAGCACAUUGCCAUUCACCAGUGACAAAUUAUAUGCUGAGUUUGGAAGAGAAGCAUCUAAAAAUUUCACAGAAAUGAGCCACAGAAUUGAAUCCAUGGUAAAAAAUGCAUUUUCUGGAUUCCCAUUACAGGGAGAACUUGUGAAGGCUCAUAUAAUCAAAUUCAGUGAAGAAAAUGGUGGCGUGUUGGCUCAUAUGCUGCUGAUUUUUAGAAUUCGCUCUACUGAGGAUCCUGGAAACGUAAAUAAAAUCAUUGAAUAUACUCUACAUGAAAAGUUGCGUGAUGUUUCAGGAUCCCUUCAAGUUGAACGUGAUUCAGUUGAAAUUAAAAAAAUCAACAAGACAGAAACAGACAAGUACUUCAACGAUUGCUGCGGGACCAGGAGAAGUAAAUCUAGCAAUGAAAGUCUCCGAAUUGUCGGUGGGACAAAGGUAGAAGAGGGAGAAUGGCCCUGGCAAGCCAGCUUGCAGUGGGAUGACGCCCAUCGCUGCGGAGCCGUAGUGAUCAGCAACACCUGGCUCUUGAGCGCUGCUCAUUGCUUCCGAAUACAUAAGGAUGCAAACAGAUGGACUGCUUCCUUUGGAAUAACAAUAUAUCCUCCCACCAUGAAAACAGGCAUCCAGAGGAUAAUUGUCCAUGAAAAAUACCAUUAUCCAUCGCAUGAAUAUGAUAUUGCACUGCUAGAGCUGGCUAAGCCCAUUGUCUACACAAAUGAAGUACACAGAGUUUGUCUCCCUGAUGCGAACCACGAGUUCCAACCUGGGCAAGAGCUGUUUGUGACAGGGUUUGGAGUGCAGCAUAAGCACGGUUAUCUUCAGAAUCGCCUUUGGCAAGUACAAGUUGAACUCAUAGACACUAAAACCUGCAAUCAGCCCGAAGUUUACAAUGGUGCCAUAACUCCUACAAUGUUAUGUGCUGGCUCCUUAGAAGGAAAACGAGAUUCAUGUCAGGGUGACUCUGGAGGACCACUGGUCGGUUCAGAUGCUAGAGAUGUCUGGUACCUUGCUGGAAUAGUGAGUUGGGGAGAUAACUGUGCCCUACCCAACAAGCCUGGGGUGUAUGCAAGAGUGACUGCUCUCCGGGACUGGAUCACUGAACACUGUGGUAUCUAA